Messenger RNA from Vollenhovia emeryi, 1713 nucleotides. Its product is annotated as organic solute transporter alpha-like protein. Gene Ontology annotation, molecular function: transporter activity. Gene Ontology annotation, biological process: transport. Bases 112 to 1113 code for a protein of 333 amino acids. Lineage: Eukaryota; Metazoa; Arthropoda; Insecta; Hymenoptera; Formicidae. The transcript is spliced from 6 exons. The record is from RefSeq and is a predicted model, not a curated record.
AGACUACUUUACACGAACGCACCUUUCGAGUUUAUUAAAUCCGCGAGUAACAGACGACAGUGCGUUGUGAGACGACAAUUUUUCUUCGAAUUCAGUGGAGAAUAUACAACCAUGGACAAUCAUGUGGAAAACUUCGCUGUUCAUGCUGGCUGUAACCCGAAUUACGUGCCUUCUGCUAUCGAGCUUGUAGAAAGUUUAGAUGCAUUGGGUACUGCAUUGCUAAGCGUCGGUUCGAUAAUCUCGGUACUAACAAUAUACUUUUCUGCCAAUGCUUGUCGCAAUAUCUUCUCCCAAAAAGAAUCGGAUUUGUAUAAAACAAAUGCCAUUAUAAUCAUGUCAGUAUAUCCUGUUGCGAGCGUUUGCAGCCUAAUGUCGAUUGCGCUACCAAGAGGCCAGUUGCUAUCGGAGGCGGUAACUCAGAUUUUCUUAAUGAUUUCGCUAUAUCGGCUCUAUCUUCUCCUGCUGGAUGUCGGUCGCCGGAAGAUGAGCGAGACGCCACCGUUGAUGCUACGAGUCGGGCCCUGUUGCUGCUGGCCCUGUCUGCCCUUUCCGAACCUUCAAAUGACCGAUGCCAAUUUGUCUUGGAUAGGAAUCCUGGUCCUACAGCUUCCUAUUGCCCAGAGUCUUCUCUACCUCAUAUUACUCUAUAUGAAUGCUGAGGAUACAAUAGUUGCCACGCAAUACGGCAUAUUCCUUCAGCCAUUCAUGGUAAUCAGCAUACUUUUAGGGAUAUACGGUCUAACUAUUGCUACAAAGACUUUACAUUCAGCAGUUCCAGAGGCCAAAUUACAUUAUAAGACGCUGGUGUUACAAUUGGUAUUGCUGUUCUCUAAGCUGCAGACAGCUAUUAUCAGGAUUUUGCCUACCGCGGGCGUAUUUCCGUGCAAUCAUCCACUCACCCCGGCAAUUUAUGCCAACGUGACGUGCAACGCGCUGAUAUUAAUGGAGAUGUUUAUACUUUGCUACGUCGCGCGGCACAUAUAUUACGUCGAUCUGGAGAAGAAUAAAGAGACAGACACAACAGACAGAACGCCGAGGACACCAGGCCAGGUAGACGCGACGAGUAGCAACGACGGCAACAAACAGCCUCCAGCAACAGUGAUGACCGCGUGAUAUUUGACGAGUCAUCAAGAUGUUAUUUAUUUGGAAAGACUUUCAUCGAGAAAUUUGUGUCUCUCGAAGGCACUCCUGACGCAUGUAACGAGAAAAAUAAUGGAUAGCGUAAGAUAAUAGAUAAUACUCAUCGAGUAAAAGUAAUUCGAAAGGUUAUAGACUGUUACUACACUGACAAAAAAUUUUUAUGAAUAAUUUUCUUGAGUAAAGUAACAUAUUUUCGGACCAAAAUAUUUUUUUUAUCAGCGUAGCUCGCUAAGAUCGUACAGAAAUAGAAAUUAUGUGCACAUUUUAACGAUUCGAGGCUGCCUUUCUCUAAUCAAUGAGAAGAGAUGUUGUGCACUUUCACUUUUUAUCCUUUUAAUGCUUCUCGCAUGCUGAUAAGAAUUUUUACUAUGUACGUUGGAAAUAAGUAGGAACAAUGUACGAGUGUAAAUCACGAAGAGUACAGAUCUAGAUUCUCCUUCUAAAUGUAGUUUCUUGUAAAUAGCAAUUUGUAUAACUUACAUGAUAACAUUAUUAAGCACACGAGCAAAUGUACAUAUUAUACACAUAACUGCAGGGUUGGGAAGUAACUCGUUACGUGUAACGAAGUUACAG